ACUCUUCUUUUACCGCUCUGGAAUUUUCCUUCCUCUGCCGUUAUAUUGGUCGCACCACUUUCUUGCAAAAUAAACCCGAAUUCCAACUUCCACACAACAACAGAAUUUCCCACCCUCUCUCUCAUUUUCUCAUCAACUUUCCCGAUAAACAAUCACGUCGUUAACGGUAAGUUAAGAAGAUGAGCCGAGUAGCAGAUUCGAAUGUGUUCGAUGCAAUGAGUCAAUUGUUCAGUAUACCGGAGAGCAUCGAGAAAUUCAUGAUCCAUUCGCGAUCUAAUGAAGCUAAUGAGAACAAAGGCGUAGGUGCCAUUCCAGCCGAUAUCUUGGAUACCUCUAAAGAGUACAUUUUUUAUAUGGAUGUGCCUGGCCUGUCUAAAACUGAUAUUCAGGUGACUGUUGAAGAUGAGAGUACGCUGGUGAUUAAAAGUGGAGGGAAGAGGAAACGCGAAGAUGGGGAAGAAGAAGGCUGCAAGUAUAUAAGGCUUGAGAGGAGAGCACAGCAGAAGCUAAUGAGGAAGUUCCGGUUGCCUGAAAAUGCUAAUGUGUCCGCUAUUAGUGCUAAGUGUGAAAAUGGGGUUUUGACUGUUGUAGUUGAGAAGCUUCCUCCACCACCCAAGCCUAAGAAAGUUGAGGUCACUGUCUCUUAAUUGAAGAGUCUUUCUCUGGUUUUGAAUUUCUUGUUUUGGUAGAUGGAUUUAGGGAUUCAGUGUUGGAGUUGUAAAUUUGUAAUGUAAAAACUUUUUGGCUGGUUUCAAAAUGGCAAAAUUGUGAAGUUGAAAUGUACUUCAAUGCACUUCAGUUAUCAUGGUUUGUGGUUGUUUUGGUCA
Molecule: messenger RNA, 827 nt
Organism: Jatropha curcas
Lineage: Eukaryota; Viridiplantae; Streptophyta; Magnoliopsida; Malpighiales; Euphorbiaceae
Product: HSP20-like chaperones superfamily protein
Source: RefSeq, a predicted model, not a curated record